Messenger RNA from Drosophila willistoni, 2202 nucleotides. RefSeq names its product octopamine receptor beta-1R (gene Octbeta1R). The record is from RefSeq and is a predicted model, not a curated record. Gene Ontology annotation, biological process: adenylate cyclase-activating adrenergic receptor signaling pathway. The transcript is spliced from 7 exons. NCBI's taxonomy places the organism in Eukaryota, Metazoa, Arthropoda, Insecta, Diptera, Drosophilidae. Gene Ontology annotation, molecular function: octopamine receptor activity; adrenergic receptor activity. The coding region runs from base 200 to 1819 and encodes 539 amino acids. Gene Ontology annotation, cellular component: membrane.
GCAACGAUAAUAAUAGUCAUCAAUAAUAUCAGCAAUAGCCAGAAAGGUCAACCAACAUGUCAUCCAUCCUGAACAACCAUAGCCAUAUAAUGAAAGAAUUAUUAACCAUAUAGUCAUUCGAAUAAUUACAUUGGAUUCUGGAACACUCAAACCGUCAUCAGCAUUGAGCGACUUGUUUAUUUUUAUUGUCGUGAUUAUUAUGACACUUUUACGAAAACUAGCCAUAUCAGCAACAACAACAACACCAACAACAACGACAGCAGCAGCAGCAGCCACAGCAACAACAAGAAACAAAGCAUCGGAGGUGGUGUCAUUAGGUUUAUACGCAUCUCAGUCGCAACCAUUACACAUGCCGCUGCUGGAGGCAUCAACGGCCACACAUGCAAGAUAUUUGAAUUUCAUUGCCGAAGGCCUUAUUGACGAUGGAGCUGGCGGUCCUGGCAGCGGCAGUGGCAUCAGCGGCAGCGCUGUUGGAGGCAGCAGCAGCGGCAGCUCUGCUGUACCCAUUGAAGACGUUGUAGCUGGAACUGGCCAGGAUAUGAAUGUGAGUGCUGCCACCGCCGAUGAUGAUGAUGGCAACACACACUUGACAUUUGUCAUCGUCAAGUGCUUCAUUAUUGGUUUCAUAAUACUGGCUGCCAUUCUGGGCAACAUGCUGGUGAUUGUGUCCGUUAUGCGGCACCGGAAAUUGCGUAUCAUAACCAACUACUUUGUGGUUUCACUGGCUGUUGCCGACAUGCUGGUUGCCCUGUGUGCUAUGACUUUUAAUGCUUCCGUUAUGAUAUCGGGCAAAUGGAUGUUUGGCUCCCUGAUGUGCGACAUGUGGAAUAGUUUUGAUGUCUACUUCUCUACGGCCAGCAUAAUGCAUCUCUGUUGUAUAUCGGUGGACAGAUAUUAUGCCAUUGUUCAGCCACUGGACUAUCCCCUCAUCAUGACGCAUCGCCGUGUGUUCAUUAUGCUGCUAAUGGUUUGGCUAUCACCAGCAUUGCUAUCAUUUCUGCCCAUUUGCUCGGGCUGGUAUACCACUAACGAGAACUGGAAAUAUCUCAAGUCACAUCCGCAUAUAUGUGAAUUUAAAGUAAAUAAAGCAUACGCCAUUGUCAGUUCAUCAAUGAGCUUCUGGAUACCAGGAAUUGUCAUGCUGUCCAUGUACUAUCGCAUUUAUCAAGAGGCGGAUAGGCAAGAACGUUUGGUCUAUAGAUCCAAAGUGGCUGCCCUUUUGCUAGAGAAGCAUUUGCAGAUUAGCCAAAUACCAAAGCCGAGGCCAAGCAUACAAGUGGAGCAAUCGACCAUAACCACAAUGAGACGGGAACGUAAAGCGGCUCGUACUCUGGGCAUUAUAAUGAGUGCAUUUCUCUUGUGCUGGCUGCCAUUCUUCUUGUGGUAUAUAACUUCCUCUCUAUGCGAUAGCUGCAUAACACCGCGUAUUGUUGUUGGUAUUCUAUUUUGGAUUGGUUACUUCAACUCGGCAUUGAAUCCCAUUAUCUAUGCAUAUUUCAAUCGCGAUUUCAGGGCUGCCUUUAAAAAGACCCUGAAGAGCUGCUGUCCCUAUGCGUUCAUCAAUUGUCGCGACAUCUUUCGUAUGGGCGGCGGUGCCGGCGGCGGCAGAGACCUUGUCGGUGGCAUUGGACGAAGAGGAACAAAUGGCGCCAGAACUGGCUCUGGUUCGGCCGAUAUGCCAAACUGUAUGAUGAACUCCACGGCCUCAUCGGAGAUACACAUGAGUGUGAUGCGGGCCCGUCAGACAUAUGCAGUGACUGUAACGCCCACUAUGGAUGCCCUGGCUGAACAGCAGUUGCAUCCUUUGUAUACCAACUAAAUUCUACAAUGCUCUUCGAUUUAGUAUCUGUGUUUGUACAUGUGUGUGUGUGUGUGAAACCUAAAUCCUACUAUAAAGUAAAUGUAGAUAUGUGCAUGUCUAUAACUAAGUGUGUGAGAGUGAUUCUGUAUACGUGUGUGUGUGUGUGUGUGAAUGCGUUUCAAUAGACUUAGUUAUGUGGGCUUGUUCCGCUUCUCACAAAAUCCUGGAAAAGCAAAGCUUCCACAUGUUACUCCUUUCACAAUUUCCAAGUGAAAUUUCAAUCAAGAAUCUAACUAACAGAAGAAAGAAAGAGCAAAAAAAAAAAAAAAGAACUCGACAAUCCCACAGAUUAAAUAAAGCCUUCAAACAAAAAAUACAAAAAGAAAAAAAAAUAAAAUAAA